CAGGGCAUAGAACCUCUCUUAUAAGUCAGAGUCUUCUGGAAGAGAAGAGAAACCUGACAGAAUUUUUUUAAAGUACCAAGACUUGAAGUAAUCCAUGCACAUGGCGUCAAUAAGGUGCUCAUUCAGGUGGAUCAAGCCCUUGGCCGCAGAUUCCUGGUCACUUAUACUUAUCCUCUUUUCUGUACAACAUGUAUAUGGGAGUGGAAAGAAGUUUGUGGGUCCUUGCGGAGGAAGAGAUUGCUCAGUGUGCCAGUGCUUUCAUGAAAAAGGGUCUCGGGGUCAACCAGGACCACUGGGGCCACAAGGUCCUAUUGGACCCCUGGGACUGCCGGGACCCAUUGGCAUUCCAGGAGAGAAAGGGAUGAGAGGUGACAGUGGUCCUCCUGGGGCAGCAGGUGACAAAGGUGAUAAGGGUCCAACUGGUGUUCCUGGAUUUCCAGGUUUGGAUGGCAUACCUGGGCACCCAGGGCCUCCUGGAUCCAGAGGCAAGCCUGGCAUGCACGGCUAUAAUGGUUCACGAGGUGAUCCAGGGUUUCCAGGAGAGAGAGGAGUUCCUGGCCCAGGAGGCUCCCCAGGCCUUCCUGGGGAAAGUGGAGAAAAAGGAAAUUCAGUGUUCAUUUUAGGUGCCAUUAAAGGUAUUCAGGGCAACAGAGGGGACCCAGGACCUCCUGGCUUGCCGGGAUUGAGGGGGGCAAGAGGACCGGCGGGCCCAAUGGGACAUCCGGGAGAGCCCGGGUUAGCCGGUGCUCCAGGCCAUCCUGGGAGACCGGGCUUGAAGGGUAAUCCUGGCGUGGGAGUCAAGGGGCAAAUGGGAGACCCGGGCAUAAAAGGAAUGCCUGGCAUGACUGGACCUCCAGGACCACCGGGACCCAAGGGAGAACCUGGAAUUGGGGCAAAAGGAGAGAAGGGUAUCCCUGGGUUCUCAGGACCUCGGGGUGAUCCCGGUUCCUAUGGAUCUCCAGGUUUUCCAGGAGUAAAGGGGGAACCAGGACUAUUUGGAGAGCCUGGAUCAUUUGGAUUUCUUGGCCCAAAGGGGGAUCCCGGAGACCGUGGGUACCCAGGACCACCAGGGGUUUUGGUAACUCCAUCUCUUCCACUCAAAGGCCCUCCAGGGGAUCCGGGGCACCCUGGCCGCUACGGAGAAACGGGGUCUGUUGGACCACCUGGUCCUCCCGGCCCCUCCGGUCCACCAGGGGAGGACUGUGCAGGCGUGAUGGGACCUCCUGGGCCAAGAGGGCUUCCUGGUCAUCCGGGAUUUCCAGGGGCAGCUGGUAUCCCUGGGAGAGCUGAAUCCAGUCCAGGAAAGCCAGGGAACCCGGGACCACCCGGGUUGCCUGGAGCCCCAGGGCUGCAGGGACCUCCGGGAUCAGAUGUUAUAUAUUGUAGUGUUGGACACCCUGGACCACAAGGAAUAAAAGGCAAAGUGGGUCCUCCAGGAAGAAGAGGCUCAAAAGGAGAAAAAGGAAACACGGGGCUCUGUGCCUGUGAGCCCGGUCCCAUGGGCCCACCAGGACCUCCAGGACUUCCUGGGAGGCAGGGUAGUAAGGGAGACUUGGGGCUCCCUGGGUGGCUUGGAGAGAAAGGUCACCCAGGCCCUCCUGGAGCUGAAGGAUCUCCAGGACCACCAGGGAAACAUGGUGCCUCAGGACCACCUGGCAGCAAAGGAGAAAAGGGUGACGUGGUUGUAUCAAGAGUGAAAGGGCAGAAAGGAGAAAGAGGUCUUGAUGGGCUCCCAGGAUUUCCAGGACAAGAGGGACAACAUGGUCAGGAUGGACUUCCUGGAAAAAAGGGGGAUCCAGGCCCCCCAGGGGAUCAUGAAGACGCAUUACCAGGUGAUGAAGGGUCUCCUGGACCGCCGGGCCUCCCAGGCAGAGCAGGACCUAGGGGACAACCAGGUCUGGGAUUUCCCGGCCCACCAGGAGAGAGAGGGCCACCAGGAGCUCCAGGCCGCCCUGGCGAGAGGGGCCUUGAGGGCUUGAAGGGUCAGAAAGGCGAUACAAUUUCUUGUAACGUCACUUACCCUGGGAGGCCAGGGCCCCCAGGAUUUGAUGGGCCUCCAGGACCAAAGGGAUUUCCAGGUCCUCGGGGCACUCCGGGGUUGAGGUGUUUGGAUGGGCAAAAAGGUCAGCGUGGCAAACCAGGAAUAUCAGAAAUACCUGGUCCACCUGGGUUUCGUGGUGACAUGGGCGAUCCAGGUUUUGGAGGUGGAAAGGGGUCCUCCGUUCUCGGGCCCCCAGGCUCACCUGGUUCUCGUGGAGCAAAUGGUCAGAAAGGAGUCAUGGGAGACACUGCCUAUGGCCAACCAGGUGCCCCAGGCAAGAGAGGUCUUUCAGGAGUGCCAGGGUCAAAAGGACACAGAGGUGACCCGGGACGUCCAGGCUUUUCAGGGCCAGCUGGCAGGCCGGGAUUCCCAGGUCUCAAAGGCCCCAGAGGCAGAGAGGGAAGUGCUGGGUUUCCAGGAAUCCCAGGUCCACCUGGUCAGUCCUGCAAAGGAGGCGCCCCAGGGAUAGCAGGACCACCGGGAGUCCCCGGGGCUCCAGGCAGGCCAGGUGCCCCAGGUUGGAAAGGACAGAGAGGGGAUAUGGGGCCUCCUGGUCCAUCUGGAAUGAAGGGCCUCCCAGGAGUUCCAGGACGGCCAGGGGCACAUGGUCCCUUAGGACUCCCAGGUGUCCCAGGCCCUUCAGGGGAUGAUGGACUGCCUGGUCUUCCAGGCCCAAAGGGAUCCCAGGGGCUGCCUGGCUUCCCCGGUUUUCCGGGGCAAAGAGGAAAGCCUGGCCCCGAAGGACGUGCUGGCCGUAAGGGGGACCCGGGAGAAGACGGUCGGCCUGGCUUCCUCGGAGACCGUGGGGUGAAAGGUGCCAAAGGGGAGAGAGGACCCCCAGGAGAUGAAGGAGAGAUGGCUAUCAUUUCCCAAAAGGGGAAAACUGGGGAACCCGGACCUCCAGGAGAUGGUGGAUUCCCAGGAGAAGAAGGUGAUAAAGGCGAUCCUGGGAUGCAGGGGAGGAAAGGAGAGCCGGGAAGACACGGAGCACCCGGAUUUCACAGAGGGGAGCCUGGUAGAACUGGGCAGCCAGGGCUUCCCGGCUCCCCAGGCCCCCCAGGCUCCCCUGGGCCAAGAGGGAUUAUUGGUUUUCCGGGAUUUCCAGGUGACCAGGGUGAGCCAGGUUCUCCAGGGUCCCCCGGACGUUCAGGAAUUGAUGGAAUGAGAGGACCUAAAGGAGACAAAGGUGACCCUGCAAGUCAGUUUGGCUCACCUGGUCCAAAGGGUGAACCAGGUAGCCUUGGAUGUCCAGGUCCCUCCGGGUCACCCGGUCUGAACGGCUUGCAUGGCUUAAAGGGUCAGAAAGGAGCCAAAGGCACUUCAGGUUUGCACGACGUGGGCCCACCUGGUCCAGUGGGCGUACCCGGGCUGAAAGGGGAGACGGGAGACCCUGGGAGCCCGGGAAUUUCUCCCCCAGGCCUUUCUGGAGGAAGAGGUCCCCCCGGCCCCCCAGGGAGACCUGGAUCCCCUGGUCCUGCAGGUGCCACAGGAAGAGCUCCUAAAGGGGACAUUCCUGACCCAGGUCCCCCCGGAGAUCAGGGAACUCCUGGCCCCGACGGUCCAAGAGGAGUGCCCGGGCCCCCAGGCCCCCCUGGGAGUGUCGACCUUCUGAAAGGGGAACCAGGAGACUGUGGUCUGCCGGGGCCUCCUGGUCCCCCGGGCCCACCCGGCCCUCCAGGACACAAAGGCUUCCCAGGAUGUGAUGGAAAAGAUGGCCAGAAAGGACCAAUAGGAUUCCCAGGGCUGCAGGGGCCACAAGGACUUCCUGGGCUCCCCGGGGAGAAGGGUUUACCUGGCAUUCCAGGCAGACAAGGGCAACCCGGUCUUCCAGGUCCCAGAGGUGAACCAGGGCCACCUGCCGAUGUGGAGUCCUGCCCCCGAAUCCCUGGACUUCCCGGGGUACCAGGCCCAAGAGGACCAGAAGGAGCCAUGGGGGUCCCUGGAGCAAGAGGGCCUCCAGGACCAGGGUGCAAAGGAGAGUCUGGGCCGGAUGGCAGGAGGGGUGAGGAUGGACUCCCAGGGUCCCCUGGGCCUCCUGGAAGCAAAGGGGACGCGGGAGAAGCCGGCUGCCCUGGAGUACCAGGCCCUCCUGGGCCCAUUGGGGACCCUGGGCCCAAAGGGUUUGGGCCUGGAUACCUCAGUGGCUUCCUCCUGGUUCUCCACAGUCAGACGGAUGGCGAACCCGCCUGCCCCGCGGGCAUGCCCAGGCUCUGGACGGGCUACAGCCUCUUAUACCUGGAAGGACAGGAGAAGGCGCACAAUCAAGACCUUGGGCUGGCAGGGUCUUGCCUCCCCAUGUUUAGCACGCUGCCCUUCGCCUACUGCAACAUCCACCAAGUGUGCCACUACGGCCAGAGGAACGACCGGUCCUACUGGCUGGCGAGCGCCGCGCCGCUGCCCGGGACGCCGCUGUCGGAGGAGGAGAUCCGCCCCUACAUCAGCCGCUGUGCGGUGUGCGAGGCCCCGGCGCCCGUGGUGGCUCUGCACAGCCAGGACCAGUCCAUCCCCCCGUGCCCGCGGACCUGGAGGAGCCUGUGGAUCGGGUACUCGUUCCUGAUGCACACAGGGGCUGGGGACCAGGGAGGAGGGCAGGCCCUCAUGUCCCCUGGCAGCUGUCUGGAAGAUUUCCGAGCCGCACCGUUCCUCGAAUGCCAAGGCAGGCAGGGAACUUGCCACUUUUUUGCAAACGAGUAUAGCUUCUGGCUGACGACAGUGAGACCUGACUUGCAGUUUUCCUCGGCGCCCUCGCCAGACACCUUAAAAGAGAGCCAGGCCCAGCGCCAGAGGAUCAGCAGGUGCCAGGUGUGCAUGAAGCACAGCUAGAGAACCCACAGCUGGCCAACAUGUGGCCAGGAGAAACUUCCUCGGGGCCCCCGGGGGGCCCAGGCUGCGCUAAGAGAUUAAUGGUGCUCAUUUCAGACUCCGGGUUCAGCUGCCCCUUCCGUGUAUGUGGUUUUUCCCACUGACCUCUCAUCCCUUCCUCUGUUCGGGGCAGAUUAAGCAAAUGCUCCUCGUAUGGAUUUGUUUGGACCUACCAAUCUUGAUGAAACCCAGAUAUCCUUAUGUUUUUGAGGAUGAUGGAAGAGCCAGCUUUAUUUAAAAUGAUGCUAAUUCACAGGAAGGCAAAGAGAUGAUAAAGGCCAGAUUACAAAUUACAUUACUGAGAACUUCACUCAUUGGUUAAUAGCACCUCAAACAAUUGAAGUCAAUUACUCUGUAAUACAGUGGGCUUCCGGAUGGAUUUUUAUAGGAAAAAAAAAAUAGGCCGACAAAUGAAACUAGAAAGUAGAGAUUUCCAACAUCUCAAAAUGAUUUCUUCUGUAAUCUGUUUCCCCAUGCACUUUAAAUAAUUGUGAAACCGUGACCCAAGAAGAUGUAAAAAAAAAAAAAGAAGAAGAAGAAAGAAAGAAAGAAAGAAAGAAAGAAAGAAAGAAGAAAGAAAAAACCCACACAGCCAGUGUUAACAGUUCAUUUCAAAGCAGAAUGAAUCAUUAUGCCAGGAAGGACCCCAGUGGCUGGAUUCCGGAGAUGCUACAUUAGCAUAAAUACAUCACAGAGGAACAUAAAACGUGUUCUCUUCUGCAUUUUUCAGAGAAUGGAAAUGCCUACUUUGGCAACCCUUUUUGAAAAGUAGCAUUUAUGGAAAAAAUUAUAUUCAAUAAGGGAUUAAGAGCCUUAGAGCUAUUAAUGAAUAUUAAGGCAGUGAUUCACAAAAAUGGACUCCCCAUUGCAGUGAACUUCCAAACAGACGGCAUUUGCCCAGUCGGGGUCCAGCUAGUCUUCGGUGUGCGCGCGCUAAUGGGACUGAAGCCACAUGGGGCUCACUCAGACGCACCAGCUCACACAAAGCAUCCUGCUCCCCUCCCCAGGAGCGCCUGCAGAGCUGCCUCCAACGAAGCCUGCCACGGACGCUUUUCCUCCAAAACAUAAUGGCAUUUCAUACCGGGAAGUGACAGAGCUAUCAUUAUGCACUUGGGAGAAAAUUAAGGGCCGGCUUAAUUAAACUUAGGUAAGAAGAUUCAUUUAAGUCAUGGUCACCCCGCCAGGAAGAUAUGGUGCUAUUUUAGAAAAAAAUAAAAAAUAAAAACAACCUACAAUUUGAAUUUUAUGUGCCUGUUACUGGUUUUUACAGAAGCAUCUUGUUUUUCCAAUUUUAAAAAAUUCCUCUAUUUUUUGUCAGUAUCCUACCAAGGCAGCAGUUUGACAUUUGGUAUUAAUAUUUUCUAUAAAAGUUUAGAAGAUAUGUCAAUUUAGAAUGAGUAGUUUUCUGAAUAGCAAAAGAUACAUUUCCUAUUCUGAUAGGGAUUCAGUGGUCUAAUCCUAAAAGUCAGAAACCUUGUUGGAAAUAAAUCGGAGGAAACCUGCCUUCCUUAUUUAAAAACACGUCAUUUUAGAAAAAAACUAAAGAAAUUUCUCAUGAGCAAGUGACACUCAUUUUCGUGCUUAGUUUCAAUGCGCUUAAAAAUAAUUGAGAGAAGAAAAACGUAAUAAAAUUUUGUUUGUAAGAUGUUUUCCUUGCCAAACAUUGAUUAGCAAUGAGAUCUUAUAUGUAGGACAUAUUUCAAAUGAGCCUUGUUAUGGGCUACUCCCGGGAUGGCAAUUUAUUUUAAUACUUUCCAGUAAAAAGAAAAAAAAUGUACAUUUUAAGAUGAAAACAGAGUAUUUCCUAGUUCAUUUGACCCAUUUAUUGAUUGUUUUUAAUCGUGCUAUGGCAUGUUACGUAUUUUUGAGCACCUGAAAUUAAGCCAAUUUCAACCUCGUUUAUAAUUAUUACACUUUUCUGUUUCCCAAGUUUUGUUAUGUGUUACCAAAUGUCAAGCCUUCUAAAAUUUCAUCUUGUUCAUUCAUGAAUUUGGUCUGAGAACAUUUUCUGGGAAGAGAUAAGGGUGAGAAAUAGAACGUUAGAGACGUACCUUGCUUGCUGAAGUAUUUUAUGCACAUUAGAAUAUUAUCUUAGUAAGCUUGCCAGAUACAUCUUAAAACACAGGCUGAACUAAGUGGACAAUUUACUCACGGUGAGCCUGGGAUUGUGUUUGAGACUGUCCAAAAUACUGAUAUUGCAAGAACCCCUCUCUAAAUGCUGCACAAUUGUUGCCUUCCAAUUUUGGAAAAUUAUUGUAACUGGUCUAAAGGGCAAAACUGUGGAACAGAUAACUCCCCAGAUUAGAAGACUCUGCUUUCUUCACCUGGUACUUUGAAAUGUUCUUUCUCUGUGAAGGAUGAACAAAGCUUAGUGGUGGCUAAUCCAUGACUGGUGAUGAUCCUUAUCAAAAUUUCCUUCCCAGGAAGCCCCUUGGUUAGAAAGCAUAUACACUGUCCAGUGGGCAUUGCUCUGGGUCACGCGGGGGAGGACGGGAUGUUUCCUCCUGGGUUCUUGUUCUCAGUGAGUGGAGCCCCAUCCAUACAGGUGUCCAGGUGCCCAGGUCUCUGUGCUGCCAGUGGUGGGGGGCUCAUUCCUUGUCCUCUCAUAUUUCCCAGGCCGAAACUCAGAGACCACUUCCUGUGGAUUGCCACCUUCCCCUCUGGUCUCAGUGCCUUAAUGCAGCCUUUGUCCUUCCCCCAUACUUUUGAUGGUAAACAGCUCCCAGCUGACACCUCCACUUUUCAAAUCCCAGUCGUUCCUCCAAGAUGCAAACUUGUUCUUGUUUUUCUUGGGCUUAAAAAAUCGUUCAAUGUCUUCUGUGCCUGUGAGGUCCAAGUGACUUCCGGUGGGGUGACAGGCUGCCCGCAGCUCUCCUGUGCACACACCCCAGAGGCCUGUUCCCAGCUCUGUGACCCGGCUCCUGCUCUUUCUCCCAGUGACGUCCCCGCUCAGGGAAGUCCCCUGGAAUGCAACAGCUUCUUGACAGAGGGAAUGAGCUGGAGGGGAGAGGUGGGUGCGAAUUUCCCCAGGGAGACUUGGACUCCCUUCCCCUGCUCCCAGGGCAACAGAUGGGCCUGGCCACUCUCCCAUGCCCCCUCUUCGCCCCGGUAAGGUCUGCUCACACUUCCUCCAUGCUCUCUGGUCCAGUGCAGGCCCCUGGAGGGCAGGGCCAAGCUUCACUCAACUGUACACCCAGUGUCCACACAGAGCUGAGUGCAUUACUGAUAAUUCUGCUUUCAGUGACAGUUCAAUAAGUACCAUUAGGCGUUAGGUGCGCGUAGGGCUCUUGUGGACAAAAUGGUAACAAGUAUAAACCAUUUCUUACUUCAAAAUUUGUGAAUGCGCCCACAGAUCUGCACACCCACCGUCUCCUCUUAACAGUUACUGACAGAAAGCCAACUGAUAAGCGGUAACCCUUACCCCCUCCUGAAAUACAGCUUACUUUUCCAAAACUGAAAUUUCAGAAAGGAUAAGAUCCUUGAGAUUUGGCUGAGAGAAGGCUCUUCACUGAAAUGUGACAAGACUAAACUCAUGCCCUAACCUGUACUCCCUCCCUCAUCACGUGAGAGCUUCCUAGUACAAGACCACAUCGACGAAGCUUGUAUACGUGUUUUCUGUGCUUAGAAAAAGAGUCAACGGAAUGGUCCACUAAAACUGGAUUGUAUCAGAUUUUAUUUUGAGCCUCUUGUAGAUUAUAAUAAAGCAAACCAUUCUGUGCAUUCCAGGAAAUUGCAUUAGAUUUGUUUCGAUCAGCUCGCCAAACGAAUUUGAUAAUUUUUACUUUUAUUUUGUACGACUGCAGGAAUAGUGGGAAAAUGUGGACUUUGGAGUUGGUUUGAAGCUGGCUCUGUCACUUCCCCGCUGUGUCACCCGGGGUGAGUUACACCUACUCUCUGAACCCCAUUUUCCUCAUUUAUAAAAUGGGACAUAACACCUACUCUUACAUCGAAAAUUAAGUUAGAUUAUACGUCUAGCACAUAACAAUCAUUGCGCAUUUAUUCUGGUCACAUCUUCUAUUUAAAACAAUUUAAUAUGAAAAAACAUUUCUUGGGUUUUUCUCUGUAGUAGAAUUAUAUUAUGAUUCUUACAGGGCAUAUAAAUUACUGAUUAGAAUUAUUAUACCUGGCAAUUCUUCGUGUCUUUGGGAAUGUUAUUUUAUUUCAAUUCUCAAAGUUACUGUAACCUGCCCCCCCCCCGCUCCAUGCACACACAAAAUCACAAUUUCCUACAGGGACAUUAUCAGGAAGUUCUGCAGGGGACAAAACAAUUGACAUUAAAAAUCAGUACUCUGCAAUUGUCACUGUUAUUAUCUGCCAGAGACUCUGCAUAAUGCAUUUUAAACCGCCAAGGCUGGCUGCCACAUCCAUGUGAAAUGCUUGAAUUUUAUGGUGCUUAAAUAUUUAAUGGCUCAUAGGAAAAAAUGUGAGAUGUGUCCAAUAAAUUGCAUCCCUCUCUCUAACCUAUGGUUGUAAAGUAUAAAGAUUUUUAACCAUGUAACACUUGCAAGAUACCUGGCCUGCCAUUGUCACCUAAAUCUUGGUUGUAUUAUAAGUUAUAAUAUUGUUCAUUAUAUAUAAAAUUCUGUGAUGACCUCCAAAAA
Messenger RNA from Leptonychotes weddellii (Weddell seal), 9504 nucleotides. The record is from RefSeq and is a predicted model, not a curated record. Lineage: Eukaryota; Metazoa; Chordata; Mammalia; Carnivora; Phocidae.